AAGCCAUAUAUCACUUUCUUCGUACUUUUGGUAGUUUUAGUGGCGAUUAUAUUAUUUAUUAAUCUCAAACUGGUCACAGUUGUCAAGACUAGAUAUUAUAUCAAGGCGAGUGACCCUUCAAAUGAAUUGGAAGAGAAGCCGGAAAACCAGACGUCAAGAAAGGAACUGAUGAAACUCGCAGGUCUGAAUCAACAUGUCUGGUACUUGAAAGCAAAGAGCAUCGACUUUCUUUGUAAUAUUCCAUUAUUUCCUAACGCACCUGACMAAAAAAUCACCUUAAAAWGUUUGAACUUUUCAUCGAAAAGUGAAAACCAAUAUGUACAAAGAGYGUUUGGAUUUCUGCUGCCUUMUAGAUCUGGAAAUUAYAAGUUUGGCAUCUCUUCCUUAGAGCCCUCAGAAUUGUGGCUCAGUUUUGACGACCAAGUCGAAAAUGCUAAGCUUAUUGCUGAUGCUGGAGAAAAAAAAAAGCCCAGAAAAGAAAAUCAGAAUCCAGGUCCAAUCUCAGAGGAAAUUGAACUUCGUUCAGGAAAGAAGUACUUUAUCGAAGUAUUGCAUAUUGGACAGAGGAAAGGGAGUUAUUUAUCAGUAAAAUUGAAAUCACCAGGAAAUGAAGCAUUUCUCAACAUUGAAAAAGAAGUUCUUUUACCUUUCUUCCAAAAUGACUUUGAUCUUAAAAAUGCAUUCUACGAUAUUGAAAUCCCUUCUGUUGCUUCAUGUGUGAACUCUACAAAAGAAAAUCCCUUCCUUUUGGAGAAACAUACUUCAUACUCAAGCCAUGAAAUAUUUGCUGGAAUUCUACCUAAUUGUGACCUUCCAAAUCCUAGCGAGUCUCGGAAAUUAGAAAGAAAGACAAUUAAACUUCAACGACAUCAUUCAAUACACAGGAAGUAUUACACUAGUAUUUUUGUCUACCCUUACGAUAUGGUGAACAGGGUUGGUAGUAACAGUGAUUAUAAGACCAGACCCCUUCCCGCGUGGAAUCAUGACAACAUGCUGAACAAGACCAGUGCGACGAACAUCGUGGAACUUCUUUUGAAUAGGACAAGAAAAAGGUUAAGAAACGAUCUCACCUUAAAGACAAUCGUCAAUGUCGAAAAGUCGAAUUAUUUCAACGGGAGUCGAUUCCUCGUAGAAAUCGACUUAUCGACUCCAUCAAACGACAUCAUCCACGUCUCCGAGCACAUCUAUCACGACAACCACACUGUUUGCUUCUUGGCUCCAUGGAAACGAGAAGUGAUUGUUACGUUUGUUAUAACUGCUAAAAACCAAGGGAAAUGGAUUCACGUUUUUCUGGACGGUAUGGUGUCCAUGAUAAAACGAACACAGGACCAAAAUAUCAGAGCAGUUAUCUUUGACUAUGAAAGCAAUGACACUGAUCUGUCAGUAGCAGUUGCUUGGCGUGGUCUUGAAGAUAAAGUGAAGGUCGUAAGCAAGAAUGGAAGAUAUUCUCGGAGGGAAUCUUUUAAUUUAGCAGUUCAGCAAGUUACAGAUCCACACAGUAUCGUGUUCCUGAUGGACUUGCAUCUAACCAUUGGUGCUGGAUUGGUUAAUAAUAUUAGAAAGCAUACUAUUGAAGGUGAAUUUAUCUACACCCCAGCAAUCAUCCGACAAUGGAAAGACACAACACCUCACAACCCAAGACGCAACAAAGAGUAUGGCUACUACGAWUUCUACGGCUACGGGCUUAUGGGAAUCUACAAGUCAGACUGGGAUCGCGUAGGGGGAUUCCCCGAUGGGCCCAAAUAUGGUUGGGGAGGGGAGGACUAUGAUCUUAUGGAUAAUGUGUUUAAGCAAGGCUUGGAUUACGUUAGAAUCAAAUGCCCGUAUGUUUAUCAUUAUAAUCAUGACAAGAAAGGCUUGUGGACGAAAAGAUGACAAACGAACGACCGACCUGAUUUUACUUGUUCAUUGCUGGUUAUCAAUCAUAUUGUUUUAAAUUCGAAUUGUUAAGAGCUUUAAUGCUCAAUGUAAGUUAUCUUAAGUAUCGAUUAUUCAAAUGUUCACAUCAAUGUUUCUUUCUUUUUUUAAUGCUCAUCUUGGAACUAAUAAUAAAACGAAAUUUCA
Molecule: messenger RNA, 2064 nt
Organism: Exaiptasia diaphana
Lineage: Eukaryota; Metazoa; Cnidaria; Anthozoa; Actiniaria; Aiptasiidae
Product: beta-1,4-N-acetylgalactosaminyltransferase 3
Exons: 3
Coding region: 169-1875 (568 amino acids)
Cellular component (GO): Golgi cisterna membrane
Molecular function (GO): acetylgalactosaminyltransferase activity
Source: RefSeq, a predicted model, not a curated record